Molecule: messenger RNA, 6774 nt
Organism: Heterobilharzia americana
Lineage: Eukaryota; Metazoa; Platyhelminthes; Trematoda; Strigeidida; Schistosomatidae
Source: the annotation of a GenBank genome assembly
AUGACAAAUAUAGAAAAAAGUACCUCUGAUUCAAUCGACUGUCCACAUAAUGAUUAUGAUGAAGAUGUAAAACUAUGCUCUAUAGAGGCAAAAGCUGCUGUAACUGAAGUCGGAUUCGGUGUAAAAGAUAUAUGCCUAGCUUCUGAUUCUUUACCGUUCACCGACACACUGGCAUAUUUGAACUUAACUACACUAGAGGGUGAGAAGAUGUGUAUCGAAGUCAGUGCAAAAGGAUUUUGUCCUGUUGGUUCAUCUUAUAAUGAAAUUGGAAAACAACUGAGUGACAAGUCCAGUUCUAAUGUUCAAUCUGUUGAAUACAGUGAUUAUUAUGAAACAAUCUAUGCUUUGUUAUCUUCAAGAAGUCGAUUAUUUCGUGAUAGUUUCUCACAAAAGUUGAGUAGUCGAUUAAAGGAAUUGAACACAGAGCAAACAACAACUACAUCUGAUGUGAUUCAUUCCAAUAGCACUCAUGACAAUUUAUACGAAAAGAAUAAAAAUUAUUGUCGUAAUCCGGGAAAUGAUUCUACUGGUCCAUGGUGUGUUGUUGGUCUAGGAAGAUUUAAGUAUUGUGAUGUGCCAAGAUGUGCUGAACAUAUUGGCUGUUAUGAAGGGAAUGGAGAAGAUUAUAACGGGGAUCAAGAUCAAAUCUCAGAUGGACAUCCUUGUGCAAAAUGGCGUGUCAGUAAUUCACGGAAAGAUAUUAGCACCAGUGGUUAUCGAUUUCGCCUACAUUACAAUGAAACAAUCAGUAAACUACUCAGUACAUCAGAUUCAGAACUUGACAAUUUCCGCUCAUGUCGAAAUCCUGGAGGUAUAAAAUCUCAACCAUGGUGUUACCCUCUGAAAGUUCGUGGUGUUUCCACUGGAGUACAAUACUGUGAUAUUCCUAAAUGUUCUGAUCCAGGUACACUUGGCUAUCCACUAUUUAUAAACGGUAGUCAGUGUAUGACAAACUUUGUUCCACAGAAACAGCUCGUCAAACUUGAGUCCUCUGCAGUUGUUGAAGUUCAGUAUUGUGUAGCACCACAUGGAUUUAUCUAUCAAAGACAUCGGGAGACAAAUUUGAAUAAAUUCAAUCAAUUCUGUUUGUUUUUAGUCGGCAAGACAACUUACUGUCCUGCAGGUUUCAUUCGUACCAGACGAUUUCAGCCAAGCUUAGAGUUUAUUGGUCACGUUUCUGGUCCAACAGCUUGGAGGCCAACGUUUGAUAAUAUCUUACAGAUUAUUACAUGCUGUGUACAACCAGAAUUUUGGACUAAUUCAACACAAAAUCCCUAUAUAUCUGUUGAAAAACUUUCACAGCACAGAGGAGAACAUAGUAGCCCGAGUUACAGUAAUUCAGGGAAGGAAACAUUAGAGUCACGUACACUGGACACAGCACUGUCAUCAUAUACAACCGAAGAUGACAAUUGGUAUUAUUCGAAACCAAGGAGAAGGAUAACAAUAGGUGAAUUCUUUCCACCACGUCGACGUAAAUGGAUUACACGCUGGAAACGUUCUGUUAAUGAUAAUUACUCAGAGGAUGGUGCGCUAGAAAUGAUGAAUGUUGAUUCUUCCUCCACAUCAUCAUCAUCAUCAGCAUCAUCACCAACAUCAUCGUACACGUCUUCUGAUGUAUCCUCAACAUCAUCACCCACCUAUUCAACUCCACCAGUCUUUGUUUCAAUCCAUCAAUGCCCACCUGUUGAAGGAACAAAUAGACUAAUUGCACCAUUGUUUCGUAAUGUCAUCCCAGAUGAAACACUUGGUGAUGUACUACAGAAUCUUUUUCCUGAAAUUAGUUGUGAAUAUAGAGAAGCUAAGUCUGAAUUUACACCGAAUGCUGAAACUAAAGUAAGUCGAAUUGCUCUCCUAGUCAACGAACCAACCUGUCCAGUUGGCUUUAAAAAGACUCAAAUUUCUCGACGUGUUGUCUUCGUUCUUGGCACAAGUGUUAGUUUAUGCUGGUCAUCAAGUAAUCGAUAUAAAACAGAUGUGAUUUCAAUUAAAAAUCAUCUGCCAAUAGGAAAUUAUUGUGUGAUAUCAGAUCAUUCUUCAGAAGAACAAUCAUUCAGUUUUUUAGACGAAAACAAUAAAGAUAAACGCUACAACUAUAAAUGUCCACAAGGUUUCCGAGAGAAUGAAAUCAAUUUUAUACAAGUUGGCUAUCGUUUAAAGUUAUGCUGUUCAUCGAAUUCACCAGCAAAUCUUACUGAUCCGGAGGCUGAGACUAUGAUAGAUAAAUCAAGCUAUCAAGCGCCAUUUGAAAUCACUUCACCAUUUGCUGUCAUUCAAAAUGGUCCAAUAUGUCCAACAUUUUAUUCUGGUGAUGUAAAGCUGACAUUAGUUCAAUACAAUCGUCCAAUCCCCCGUCCGUAUGGCGAUCAAAUUGAAUUAAUUGGACCAGACAGUCCUGUGAAAUUAGACGGAAUUCCAAACUUGGUCGUUUGUCAAUAUCUAAAUCAAGAGAUCAAACUGGGUGUCAAAUCUCUUCGCUAUGACUGUGAUGGUUUGGGAUAUCGGGAGAUAAUGAGUUAUGGUGGAGCUACCUGUGGAGUUGAAGCUAACUCUAGUGUUAUCUUCCCACCAGGCAAAUAUUGUUUCCUUCAGUUAUCAUCUGCAUGUCCUUCAGGUUUCACCUCAAGAAGUGGUGUAGCUCGAUUAGGUUUCAGUUUACAAAGUUUAGGCAGUAAAUGUUGUCGUACUGAGGAAUCAAUCGGAGCAAUUAAACUGCCAAUUCAUCUAGAAGCUCCAUUCAAAUUACCAGCAGUCUAUCAACCAUGUCAAGCGAUAGAAAAUUUCAAUGUGGAUGCUGAAUUACAUCAGUGUGUUUAUUAUCCGAAAGGAAACAGAUCACACUUUAUGCUUGUGUGGCCACGAGUUGUCUCCGGUGUAAAUGACACUGAUGAAGGAAGUGGUAACAAUAAUAAAACCUCUGUCCCUAAACAUUGCUCAAAGUUGCCAAGAAAAAGGGUUGGAUUCAGAAGAAGUCAACUUGGACGUUUAUCUACUCUGUUCUUCAAUAUAAUGCAUGAUCAGUGGUUAACCUACAAACGACCUCGAUGGACAACCCGUGGAAGUGACUCCGGUGAUAUAUGCUUUAAUGAGUUAAACCUGGAAAAUCUACCAACAGUAGUCAAUGGGCCCACGGGUUAUUGUAUUUCUGUAUUUGGUAGCUGUCCAUAUAAAUUCUUUACACAGGUUGGAGCCGCACCAUAUAUGAAUACUGUAAUCUGUUGCUUAACCAGAGACUACAUGCCUGAUAUCGAUAAGCAGAACAAACAACCACCAUCGUCAUCAACAACAACAACAGCUACUACUACUACAGUUCGUUCAUUUGUCACAUUAGGUUGGCCAUCAUCAGAUGACAAAAAAGCAUUGACUAAUUUCACUGGUACUAAAGUUUUAGCUACACAAGAACUAUUAAAAGACACUAAAUUUUGUCCUCAAUUUCACGAUAUUCAAUUGAAACGUCGUGUUUCCGAAAGUAUGUAUGUUCCAGAGAAUUUAUCACGUGUACAAAAUAAACAAUGGUUUGGACAAAAGGAUAUACUUACACUGUUCAACGUUUCAAAAUCGAAUGCUCUACAGUUUGAAUCAUUAACUGGUAUCUGGUUGGAAAAUGAUAUUGUACAUGUUAUAUAUUGCGAAUACGCCACUGGUAAAGCGACGAAUGAUGACCUUCAAAAUUGGCCUGUAGCAAAUUACGCCAUACCGAAAUCCCUGAAUGACUGUCCGAAAGGUUCAACGAAAGCAACAAUAAGACAUCAACAGGAUAGAUAUGGGUUUCAUUAUUCACAGAGCACAUAUGAAACAGAGUAUCUCAAAAUUGAUCGAUUAAACUAUCAUUUUUGCUGUCGAACUGAUUCACCAAGUGUUGAUAGUCCAAUUGAAGGUUUCCCAGCUGAGACUGGACCAUUUUAUCUGUACAGGGUUGGAGACAAAUGUCAACAGAUUGCUGGAAUGCAUGUCACUGAAGAAUAUAUUUGUGUAGAUGCACCUAACAGAGGUGAUCCAAACUGGUGGUCAAUUGAUCAAAAUCAUACAUGGUCACCGUAUAAUGUCAAAGGAUUAACACCUGCACGUGUGCCGUAUCAUGAUUUCUGUGAUGUAGAAAUUAAUAUGUGUUACUAUGAAAAAGCUUCUUCAGCCUCCGAAAGUGAGGAGACAGAAAGCUAUUAUUUUCAAGGUGAAUGGCCAUUAGGUCAAUAUGCUUUACCAAAUGUACAUAGAAAUGAUUUAGAUAAAGCUUGUCCACCAGGAUUUACUCAACACUACUAUUCAUUGAUAAAUAAUCAAGCAGCAUUUUUUGAAUUAGAAUUAAUGCCAAUGAGUUUAGGACCAUAUUUUCUAGAAUUGAUUGGACAUAAUUAUAGUGCAUUAAAUGUUCAUUAUUGUGAAAGAAAUCAUAUAAAUACAAGUGAUGAAAUGAUGAAUGAAUCAGAAGAGAUUAUUUUAGAAACAAAUGAUGAAGAAGGUGAGACAUUAGUUACAUCAUCAACGAUAACAACAGUAAAAGCAACAACAAAAACUAAUAAUAUAGGAGAUAAGAAAUUUUUAGAAUCUCAAUGGCCAAAAGGAGAUUACUGUGUCAUAUCUACAGCUGUAAAUCACCAGUGUCCACCAGGUCUUCAUAGACACGCUAGAGCAUUCUCGGAACUCUGUUGUCGAACUGAUAAUAUUAAAGACCCGAAACCUGUGAACUGGCCAUUCAUUGAAGAUUUCUUUUUAUUUGGUGGUGAAAAAUGUCUACCAAUAAUAAACACUCAUGUGGAACGUUAUUUAGUACGUUUAGUAUCCGGUUCAGAGACUAAACAUGAACCUCAGUGGGAUAUUCUCUGUCACUACCUACCUAUUUCAUGGAUGAAUGAUACAGCCGAAUGGCCUGAUGGUGAAUAUAUGCUCCCGAUAGGCAGACGAAGUGGUCUACGUACAUCUUAUGUGACAACAGUGGUUUCAAACACAGAAGCGGUAACAACAGUGACAGCGUCAACAAGCCCAAAUGAAUUAUCCCUAUCUUCUCUGAGUUUUCAAGAUGCUAGUAAUGUUGUCGGUGGUGGGAAAUAUCAAUGCCCAGAUACAUUUGAACGUAAACGAUUCACAUUUGCAAGCAGUGAAACUGAACAACAAUUGAUGACUUAUCCAAAUACAAAUGUAGAAACUAUUUUUAAUAUUACUGCAUAUGUUACCAUGGAAUUCUGUGUACAUACAGUCUCAGGGAGCAGUCAUACAAAGAGACAUUCAAAUUGGCCCGCUGGUGACUAUUGCAUAUUUACAAUGAAUACAAAUUGUCCAGCUGAAAUGCAAGCUUCGAAGGAGAUUCCACUAAAAAUUCCACGUUUUAUUCUCAAAAGUAUCAACAGUGUCUCAUCUGAUGGUGAUAUUAUCAUUAAUAGUAGUCAUUGGCAUAAAGAUGUUGAAAAUCAUGUUGUCUAUUUUAUGCAAUGUUGUCGAGAGGAUAAACAAUUGAUUCUACGUAUUCCAUCAUCAAAGGAUGGUUUUUAUCUGGCUAGUAGUUCUGGUCUAUGCUCAAGUGUACCGGGGACUGUAUUGGAUAGGGAGAAGAUUACUACCUAUCUAACGUCUUCAAUGCAUAGUAGUAAUAAUAACAAUAAUCAUAGAAAAUCGACAAUAUUAAGUGAGAAAGAUAUGUUAUUAUAUCGUGAAGCAAUUGCCCAACGUGAAGGUCUUCUCUACUUAUGCUAUUAUCAUCCAGCUAAAGGUAUUGAUUAUACAACAUCGAUUCUUGGAGCACGUUAUUCUACAAGUCAAAAUAUAUCUGAAAAAGAUGUGGAUGAAAUAGCUAAACUUUGUGGAUGUGCAUCGAAUGCCUUUUGUUUAUUAAAUAAACAAGCUGAAUGCGUAUGUAAACCAGGAUAUUUUGGAGAUGGACGGUAUGCUUGUGAACCAAUCACACCGUUAACUGAUGAAUGUGCUGACCUGUGUGAUCCAUCGGCUGUAUGCGCUGAGCACUUAGGUGUCAGUCUUAAGAAGAAACAGCUACUCAGUCAUAUGUGCAUCUGUCGACCAGGAUUUGUUGGUGAUGGUUUCUCUUGUAAAUCAGAUUGUGUUGCACGGGAGUGUCAACCAUUCAGUAGAUGUAUACAUAACAUUCCAAGAGGUGUCACUGAAUGUGUUUGUAUCGAGGGUACAAUACUCUCAGGAACAAGAUGUCAUUUAGAUGUAUAUAAAACAUUGGAACAAGAAAAAGAUUUACCACAAUUCAUAUUGGACCAUGAUCAUUGUCUUUCAACAGAAACUCAAUCAGCCUUGAGGAUAUUAAAUCCACCAAAAUACUUUUACAUAUUCGUACCAUCCAAUAUUGUCAAAACUUGUCAAGAUGUAAAGGAGCAUAUAGUUGUUCGGUCAAAACCUAUAACAGCUAAAGAGCUUAAAGAGUCUACAGUGAAUUCACCAAUUAAACUUAUCACUGAAAAUAAAACGCUUAUUGAAAUCUAUGCAGUGAAUGGAACGUUAUCAAUAGACGGGUUUAUUGCUCAAUAUGAAACUGUUAAAUUUGUGAAUGGCGAAUUAUACUACCUAUCUGGUCCAUUAAAACGCACAGAAUAUGUAUACAAAAUUGAGACUUAUAUUGUUGUGUUGAUAACAAUCUCCGUGUUGGUUAUUUGUGGAUUAAGUUCAAUGAUUAUAUAUAAAGCAUUGCAAAGGUAUAAAACGACAAACAUGAGACAGUUCCAUCGUCUUCCAAGGCAGGUAUUUGUGCAUCGAGCAUUCUGGAAGCAGCAGUGUGAUGACGUCCUGGUUGAAGAAACUGAGGAGACCACCAGUUCAUAA